CAGAGACAGAGAAACAGGGUGGACGUGUUCAGGUCCUCUGAUACCUGUCUGACUCAGAAUGAAGAUCCUCCUCAUCUUCACCCUCUUCCUGAUUUCAGUAGGUGGAGGAGAAUCAGGGAGAGUGAUAGGAUAUUCAGGAGGAGGAGUCCUCAUCAAGUGCACAUACGACACACAAUACACAUCAAACCCAAAGUACCUCUGUACGGGUUUAUGGCCCUGCAUGACGAAGCAAAUUUGGACAAACGGUAAAAAUCAGUGGAUGAAUAUGGGAAGAUUCUCACUGUUUGAUGACACCAGAGCUGCAGAGUUCUGGGUGUUGAUCAGAGAGCUCAAUGUAGAGGAUUCUGGAACAUACAAGUGUGCAGUUGAUAAAUCUGGCAUUGAUGUCUACACACCAGUGGAACUGAAUGUAAUGGAAGAUCAAAACUACAUGAAGAGCAUCAGUGUGAUUGGCCAUGUAGGAGGAAGUGUGAACAUCAGCUGCAAAUACCCACAAUCCCACAGCAGUGACCCCAAGUUUCUCUGUAGGAGAGUGGACACUGCUGACUGUAGUUAUAAAACAUCUGUUAAAGAGAGCAGAAGAUGGAUAAAUGAGGGAAAACUGUAUCUACAUGAUGAUGGAAAGCAGAUCUUCACUGUGAUCAUCAACAGUCUGACUGAGGGAGACUCUGGUGAAUACUGGUGUGGAGCUGAAUCAGACUGGACAUCUGAUCAUGGAUACAAGGUUUAUAUCACACAGACCAACCUCAGAGUUAGUGAACAAGAAUCUCCAACAACAAUAUCAUCAUCAUCUUCAUCUCCAUCACCAUCAAGCACAAUCCCACAGAGCACAGAAGUAACCACAUCUCCAACAUCCAUAUCCACUGGAAACUCCUCAAUGGAGACAAAUUCAUCAAAAGAGUUCCCAGCUUCCUCUGUGAUCACUGUUGUUUGUGUGAUUCUGGUGGUGUUUUUGAUUGGACUCAUAUUCAUGAUUCUCGCUGUACGAAAAAGACUCAGGCCUCAAGAUGCAGCCUCAACCCCUACCCAACCCCUCAGAGGCUCCUCAAAUAACUUCAGGUAUCCCGUUGAUGUCUAUUCUAACACUGAAGAGACAGGAAAUCUUCCUGACUCAGACGCUGGAUUUUCCACAGUCUACUCUUCCAUCAGUUCACCUACACACCCCUCAGAUCCUUCUCAACAUAUUCAUGACAAUGACCAGUUACCCACAAGCCCCUAUGAGAUUUCAGAUCCUAUUUAUUCUAACACAGUUAUCAUCUAG
This is a messenger RNA of Colossoma macropomum (tambaqui), 1261 nucleotides long. Its product is annotated as polymeric immunoglobulin receptor-like. Lineage: Eukaryota; Metazoa; Chordata; Actinopteri; Characiformes; Serrasalmidae. The transcript is spliced from 7 exons. The coding region runs from base 59 to 1261 and encodes 400 amino acids. The record is from RefSeq and is a predicted model, not a curated record.